Trematosphaeria pertusa is the source of this 2495-nucleotide messenger RNA. RefSeq names its product ATP-sulfurylase. The transcript is spliced from 8 exons. Bases 351 to 2072 code for a protein of 573 amino acids. Gene Ontology annotation, cellular component: cytoplasm. Gene Ontology annotation, biological process: sulfur amino acid metabolic process. Gene Ontology annotation, molecular function: ATP binding; adenylylsulfate kinase activity; sulfate adenylyltransferase (ATP) activity. Lineage: Eukaryota; Fungi; Ascomycota; Dothideomycetes; Pleosporales; Trematosphaeriaceae. The record is from RefSeq and is a predicted model, not a curated record.
UGAAUGGUGGGCGAAAUAUGGGCGAAACUCCCCGGUCGUGGAUACAUAAACCAAGCUCCGACCCGACCGAAAAUUUUAUAGCUACUCUCCGCCCUUUUGCACAUCUUCUCCUCUUCCCCUCCAUACUCCUCACUGUCCGAGCGCGUGUGGCGUCUUCCCUGCUCGCUGACGUUUGCAGCGAGCGCUUUGAACCACGGACUGACGACGCCGUCUACGACGAUUCUCCACGCCCUCUUAUUCUAAACGGCGAGGUGCGCGGCCACGCAAAACGAGCCAUUGACCUCUCAUUUCCCCGUCUUUAAAGGACACAGUCGACCUACGCACUCCUCCCUUCGCACACUUCUUGCAAAAUGGCGAACCCACCCCACGGCGGAGUCCUCAAGGACCUGAUUGCGCGCGAUGCGCCGCGGCGCAGGGAGCUGUAUGCGGAGGCGGAGAAGCUGCCUGCGAUUGUGCUGUCGGAGAGGCAGCUGUGCGACCUGGAGCUCAUCCUGAGCGGUGGUUUCUCGCCGCUGGAAGGCUUCUUGAACCAGAAGGACUACGAGGGCGUCGUCAAGGACUGCCGACUCGCCGACGGAAGCCUCUUUAGCAUCCCCAUCACCCUCGAUGUCUCGCAGGAAACGAUCGACCGCGAGGGCGUCAAGCCCGGCGCCCGCAUUGCGCUCCGCGACUUCCGCGAUGACCGCAACCUCGCCAUCCUCACCGUCGACGACAUCUACAAGCCGGACAAGGAGAGCGAAGCUAAGGAGGUCUUUGGAGGUGACCCCGAGCAUCCGGCUAUCAAGUACCUCUUCGACACGGCACAGGAGUUUUAUGUCGGCGGCAAGCUCGACGCUAUCGACCGGCUGGAGCAUUAUGACUAUGUUGGUCUUCGAUACACUCCCGCAGAGCUUCGUCUGCACUUCGACAAGCUGGGCUGGUCCAAGGUCGUGGCAUUUCAGACGAGAAACCCUAUGCACCGCGCUCACCGAGAACUCACCGUCCGCGCUGCCCGUGCCCGUCAAGCUAACGUCCUGAUCCACCCUGUUGUCGGUCUCACCAAGCCUGGUGACAUUGAUCACUUCACCCGUGUCCGCGUCUACCAGGCGCUGCUCCCCCGAUAUCCCAACGGGAUGGCUGUGCUUGGUCUUCUGCCUUUGGCUAUGCGCAUGGGUGGCCCUCGCGAGGCCAUCUGGCACGCCAUUAUUCGCAAGAACCACGGUGCUACUCACUUCAUCGUUGGACGUGACCACGCCGGUCCGGGCAAGAACUCUAAAGGCGUUGAUUUUUACGGCCCUUAUGACGCCCAGCAUGCGGUGGAGAAGUAUAAGAGCGAGCUUGGCAUUGAUGUCGUUCCCUUCCAGCAGAUGACGUACCUUCCAGACUCGGAUGAGUAUAGGCCGAAGGAUGAGGUCCCAACCGGCGUGCGGACUCUUGAUAUCUCCGGCACAGAACUCCGCAAGCGUCUUCGCACUGGCCAGGAAAUUCCCGAAUGGUUCUCCUACCCCGAAGUCGUUAAAGUCCUCCGCGAAUCCCAUCCUCCGCGCAGCAAACAAGGCUUCACCGUCUUCCUGACGGGCUACCAAAACUCUGGCAAAGACGCCAUCGCCCGCGCCCUCAACGUCACCCUCAAUCAGCAAGGUGGGCGCUCCGUCUCGCUCCUCCUAGGUGAGACGGUCCGCAGCGAGCUCUCCUCCGAGCUCGGCUUCUCUCGCGCAGACCGCGACAUCAAUAUCGGCCGUAUUGCAUUCGUAGCCUCCGAACUUACUAAGGCUGGUGCAGCCGUCAUCGCGGCACCAAUUGCACCGUUUGAGGAGAGCAGACAGCAUGCGCGCGAGCUGGUGGAAAAGUAUGGCAGCUUUUAUCUGAUUCACGUGGCGACGCCGCUCGAGUAUGCGGAGAAGACGGAUAAGAGGGGAAUCUAUGCCAAGGCACGAAAUGGCGAGAUCAAAGGAUUUACGGGCGUGGAUGAUCCGUAUGAGGUGCCGAAGAAGGCGGACCUGACGGUUGACAUCUCGACGAGUAAUGUGCGUACGGCGGUGCAUCAAAUUGUGCUGCUGCUUGAGGCCGAGGGCCUGCUGGAGCAGCUGUAAGUGGUGCACAUCCCGGGGGAGAGAAGAGCAAAAUGUGGAAGACCCUGAUCGGACUGCAUAUGGAAGAUUUCAUAUUUGCUUUUUCUUUUAAAAUAUGAUAGACAAGGCAUACAAGACGCAGGAGAUGAGAUGAGGUUUUGAUAAGGUUUAUGCAUUAGAUCGACCGAAUGCCACGCGGGAAACCCCUGGGGGCAUGCAAAAGCGAAUUCAACUUGGCUCCUUCUGGAGAAGAUGUCCAUGCAUCGGUGACAUGGAGCUGAUCUGGUACUGGGUUUCCCACCCGUUGGCUUGGGCCGAUCGAUAAGGCGAGCACGCAAGAUGCACGUCGAUUGCGACAUCCCGAGGGGCGAUUGGCAUUGAUGGGCACCUGCACGUUGGGCUCCACAUUACAGCACGCGAAUGAUGGACGGAUACUCAGACUCG